Molecule: messenger RNA, 1620 nt
Organism: Solanum verrucosum
Lineage: Eukaryota; Viridiplantae; Streptophyta; Magnoliopsida; Solanales; Solanaceae
Exons: 8
Coding region: 1-1497 (498 amino acids)
Source: RefSeq, a predicted model, not a curated record
AUGUCGAAGCAGGUGUUAGAUUCUGUAGACUCACUGUCGGUUCCUUCUGAGCCUCUUCAUAUUGGAAAUUGGUUCUCGAGCUAUGCGUAUGAUUCGCCGGUGUUGAGUGAGAUUGAUGAUUUUCAAGAUUCGGGAGAUGGCAGGAAAAGAAAGAAAGCUGAUUCCUUGCAUUGUGGUGAGAAUGUAGCUUCACAAGGAGAUAUCAAACUUCCAACUAAGGUUUGGAGAGCUUCAGAUGAUAUCCCAUUUUCUUCUGUGCUAUCAGAGCCUUUAGAUACCAAGGACUGUUUCUCAAGUUUUGUGCCUGAAACUCCCCUAUUGGCUGAUAGUGAUGAUACUAUAGUCCCUGAAUCAAUUGACAUCAGUUUCAAUGAGGAUACUAGCUCCAGAGGAUGCAAAGAAGACAUCAACAGCAGGGAGGAAGAUAAUUCUGCUGAAAAUCAAACAAAUGGGAAAAGCAACAGUUUGUCUUCUGGAGGCAAUAUGGCAUCAAAAGACCUUGAGCAGUGUACAAAUUCUGUUGCAGAUAACAAAUGGGAUGUGGAGUCUUCAGAUGACAUUUCACUUGCUUCAGAGCCUCCAGACAUCCGGAACUGGUUCUCUAGCUAUGUUUAUGAAUCUCCAAAAGUGGAUACUAUUCAAGAUUCCAUACUUCCAGAUCAUGAGAAAGAAUUAGAUGACAAAGUGUGUACGAAUGGAUAUAGUGGCGGUGAGGAACCUCAGAAUUUUAGGAAUUCAUUAGGAACUCCUUUUAUCCAUGAUGACAAGUAUGAGCAUCAAACUGCCUCAAAGGAUCAGGAGGCUGAUUGGACAAAGAACACAAGAAUAUCCAAUGGAAUGUCUCAUGAGAGGAUUUCUCAACAGACACUAAAUCACAAGACAACGGAGAAUAGCAAUUGUGGUUCACCAAGAGACAUUGACAUGGUCUUCAAAGAGAGUGAUGGAGAACACUUGGAGACCAUUUUUCCUCAAGAAGUUAACUGCAAAGUAUCCUGCACCAUCGAUCAUUCAAGCUGUGAAGGUGAAAAAUUAUACAGACAUCCAAUUCACAGGAAGGAUUCUGCAGAGAACAGUUCGAAAUCUAAAGAUAGUGUUGAACCUGCUGAUGAUGUGCAAUCUAAAAAUAGGAUGGAGAUAAGUGUGUUAAGUCAGAAGUUAUCCAAACGGAAAGCAGCAGAAAUCAUCCACAAAGAAAAUCACCUAAAUGACUUUGGAGAGAAUGGUUUUAUAACAACCAGAAAGAGUAGAAAUAGUCAAGUGCAGAACAAAAGUCCUUUGCCAACGCCAGCUGCAGUUCAGUCUCCUUUAAGUGGAGUCACUGUUGCAUCAAACUGCCACAAGCAGGGUUUGACUAGAAAGGUACUCACAGAAACAACCAACUUGCAUCCUAGUGCUUUGGAAACAACAGGAAAAUGGCGGUGCCCCCAAAGGACUAAGCCAAAUAUUGGUCCUCCUCUAAAGCAGCUUCGACUAGAGCAAUGGGUUCGUCGAGCUUAAGUCUAAUACAUUCUUAUGAAGAGAAAAUGGAUAUCAAGAAUGGCAGAAUUCAAAAGAGGUUUUUGCAUGUUAGCUAGUGAAAGAUGUGAGAACAAGACUUGGCACAAUGCUAGAGUUACUAUA